Lathyrus oleraceus (garden pea) is the source of this 1274-nucleotide messenger RNA. RefSeq names its product zinc finger protein ZAT5. NCBI's taxonomy places the organism in Eukaryota, Viridiplantae, Streptophyta, Magnoliopsida, Fabales, Fabaceae. The coding region runs from base 242 to 1129 and encodes 295 amino acids. The transcript has a single exon. The record is from RefSeq and is a predicted model, not a curated record.
ACUUCACACCUUGUUGUAUUUUAAUAUCUCUAUAUAUAACUUCCAAUGUUGGAAAACCAACUCUGGCAAUACCUAAUUUAUAACCAUUAAGGUUAUAUUUAUAUUCUCUUCAUCAUAGCUUAUUCAUGCACCUUUAAACCCUUUCUUUACACCACUAAUAUAUAUUAACUCUCUUUCAUUCAUUCAUUCAUCUCAAACUUCACACCUUCUUCUCUUUUUAUUCUCUCUCCAAAAAUUAAAUAUGCAACUCUUACAAGAACAACAACUCAUGCUGGUUUCUAAGGAUCUUACACAACAACAAAUUAUAAAAGGAAAGAGAACAAAGCGUCAAAGGUUGCCUUCUCCACUUCGGUUAGCCAUGUCUUGCAAUGAAGGAACGAGCAAUUACGAUCACGAUCACAAUCACAACGAGAGAAAUUCAAAAGGAAUUGACUUCACGAUAAUAAAAUCGCGUCACCGAUCAGAAGAAGAGAAAGAAGAAGAAGAUAUGGCGAAUUGUCUUAUUCUAUUAGCUCAAGGUCGUCAUCAUCAUCGUCGGGAUCAUAAUCCUGACGACGACAACAAAAGAUCUUCGAAUUUUUAUCUUUACCAAUGCAAGACAUGCAAUAGGUGUUUCCCUUCAUUCCAAGCACUUGGUGGACAUAGAGCAAGUCAUAGCAAACCUAACAAACCAAAUUGCAACAACAAUGUUACAAGAACUUUUGUUGAUGAUCAUUAUGAUCCAACCAUGAAUACUAUACUCUCUUUGCAAGCCUAUACGGCCGCGACCCCGAUUACUACUAUUACUACUACUACUAAUGCUGCAACGAAAAAGUCGAAAAUUCACGAGUGUUCGAUAUGUGGCGCUGAAUUCUCGUCGGGGCAAGCAUUGGGAGGACAUAUGCGACGACAUAGAACACUCGUGAAUACGUCAACAACAACGACGACAGCGGCAACAACUUCUUUGAGUAUGAGUAUUGGUAGCCCUAAAUCUCAUGAAGCUAAGAAGCCAAGAAAUGUUUUGAAGUUGGAUUUGAAUCUUCCAGCUCCAGAAGUUGAACAAAGAGAUCAAUCCAAGUUUUCUUUUCAGCCUAGAGAAAAUGUUAUUGCUUUCUCUAGUAAUUCUUCUUUGGUGGAUUGCCAUUUCUAAAUCUCAAGUUUGUGUAUUCAGUAUUAAUUCAUUGACCUUAUUUUUUUAUUUUAUUUUUUUUACUUUUACUUUUUCAAUUAAACUUGUAUAUGUUGAUAAUUCUUUCCAUUCAUUCUACAUUGAAAUUGAAAAUUGAAUUUUUUCA